Molecule: messenger RNA, 1146 nt
Organism: Phaeodactylum tricornutum CCAP 1055/1
Lineage: Eukaryota; Bacillariophyta; Bacillariophyceae; Surirellales; Neidiaceae
Exons: 1
Coding region: 1-1146 (381 amino acids)
Source: RefSeq, a predicted model, not a curated record
AUGAGUAAACGAUUCCGCCGUAAAGCAUUUCUUUUCAGGGUAUGCUUUCUAGUGUUGGCUGGGCAAGUCCUGCUACUCUGCCAUAGAUGGGCCGAGGAAGAACAGCAAGAACACUACUCUGUCGAGAUAUUGCCGAGAAUUCAUUUUACGCCAGCUGAAAGUAACUUAUCACUGAAAUCUUCAUCCGCAUUGAUCACAGAACCCAGUUUUUCGUCCGGCAGCCAACGAAGGGAUGAACUAUCUGAUACUUUAUGGCCCGCAGACACUUUCCGCAAUAGAACUUUAGUGGUUGUUCUGGGUAGUCUUCGCUGUGGGGAAGCGGCAUGGAAGAGUCUAUACCGCAAUGUCCUGGAUGUCAACAACGCUGAUUUGGCCGUUAUUACGCAGGCUAAACCAAAAUCAGACAACAGCCGUCAUACCGUAUCUUUGCUGCAACGGGCCAAAUAUGUUUGGGAGGUACCUUCCUUUACCGACUGGGCGGAUGCGUUGGACUUAAUGGCGGGAGGAAGAGCCUGGAGGGAACGGGUACCAGAAUAUUAUACAGACCACGAAUCGGGUAUUCUGGGUGGUGCCUUGAAUUACUCUGGGAGCGGCGCAAUUAUCUUCUGGUACCGAUGGUUCCUUACGGAGCGGAUUCGGGAACUGAAUUGGAAGUCUCGGUACGAUCGGUUCGUUAUUACGCGAAGCGAUCAUUUUUAUCUCUGCCCACACGACAUCAACGAACUGGAUCCUUACUUUAUGUGGGUUCCACAAGGACAGACCUGGGGUGGUGUCACCGAUCGCUAUUUGGUCGUUAAUGCAUCGAAUGUUUUGGAAGCAUUGAACAUACUACCCCCCUUAUUGAAAAACCCUUCGAGAUACUCCAAUUAUUUGCAACGGAAAGUCAAUACUGAGCAUUUUUUGGCCAUGCGCUGGCGCGAACAGUCGCUCUUUCCAGACAAGCGCAACAAGUUUCCCCGAACCAUGUUCGUGUGUAUGGCUCGCGAAGAUGCCCUCACAUCGUGGAAACCACUGGGCAUCGAAGUGUUCCCGGGUGUGUUCACCAAGUAUCACAUCGAAUUUUCGACGAGUCAACAGGCCUGCCGAAUGUCUCGACAAGAACGACUAGACUUCAUAGCACGCAAAUCUAAUUUAUUGCCGACUUAA